Tarenaya hassleriana is the source of this 1976-nucleotide messenger RNA. RefSeq names its product protein DETOXIFICATION 12-like. Gene Ontology annotation, cellular component: membrane. Gene Ontology annotation, molecular function: antiporter activity; xenobiotic transmembrane transporter activity. Lineage: Eukaryota; Viridiplantae; Streptophyta; Magnoliopsida; Brassicales; Cleomaceae. The transcript is spliced from 8 exons. Gene Ontology annotation, biological process: xenobiotic detoxification by transmembrane export across the plasma membrane. The record is from RefSeq and is a predicted model, not a curated record. The coding region runs from base 382 to 1851 and encodes 489 amino acids.
CAAUUCUCAGUUGCUAUUUCAUUCCCCCAUGAACAACUUACGUAUAUUAUUGGGUUAUUUUCUUCUUCGAGGAUGUCACAAAACAAGCAACAAAAUUAUUAAUUGUUAAUUACCCAUUAAAGAAAAGACCAAGAUCCGAGAAAUGAGCAAGAAGGAAGAAGACAAACACCUAGAUUGACCAACAUGUUUACCCGUGAAACCACUUCGUUGCGUCCAACGAAUCUGUCUGAUAUGAUUAGCCAUCGCCGAAUUUAACGAGUAGGUCAAUCCUCCACCGCCAUCUCUUCCAAUCUCGACCUCUUUCAGCGCGAUUGAUCCAAAGCCACGCAAAAAUCCCCAAAGGGCAAGGCAAAGGCGAGAGCUUUCUCUCCUCUAACUACGAUGUCGGGCGAGGAUAGCAGCGCGAAGGAGAGACUGGAGGCGGGAGAAGAGAGAGUUACAUGGAGAGAUCUGAGGGACGGAGCUCUGCUGGAAGAAAUCAAGAGGGUUGGUCGCUUGGCGGCUCCCAUGGCUGCGGUGGUUGUUUUGCAGUACGCGUUGCAGAUCAUUUCAAUGGCGAUGGUUGGUCAUCUGGGUCAACUCUCUCUCUCCAGCACCUCCCUCGCCACCUCCUUCUGCAACGUCACCGGCCUUAGCUUCAUCAUAGGAAUGUCAUGUGCAUUAGAUACUCUGAGUGGCCAAGCAUAUGGGGCUAAGCUAUACAGGAAACUCGGCAUUCAGACAUACACUGCAAUGUUCUGUCUCGCCUUAGUGUGUAUCCCUUUGUCUCUCAUAUGGGUCAACAUCUCAAAGCUUCUAGUUUUGGUUGGCCAAGACCCCUUGAUUUCACACGAAGCCGGUAGAUAUGCAACUUGCCUCAUCCCCGCCCUGUUUGCUUACGCCGUUCUUCAGCCGCUCACUCGUUACUUUCAGAACCAGAGCUUGAUCAGGCCUCUGCUCAUCUCCUCGUUCAUUGCCCUGUGUGUCCACGUUCCUCUUUGCUGGCUUUUGGUUUACAAGUCCGGGCUUCGAAAUCUUGGAGGAGCUGUUGCCUUCAGUCUGUCCAUCUGGGUGAAUGUCAUUAUUCUUGGAUCAUUCAUGAGGUACUCCUCCGCCUGUUCUGCAACACGUGCCAAGCUAUCCAUGGAGAUAUUCCAUGGCAUAGGGGAGUUCUUCAGAUAUGCUUUCGCUUCUGCGGCAAUGGUUUGCCUAGAGUGGUGGUCAUAUGAAUUCCUGAUACUAUUCUCGGGUCUUUUACCGAAUCCACAACUGGAAACUUCUGUGCUGUCUAUCUGUCUUCAGACAGUUUCAUCGAUCUACUCAUUGCCGCUUGCAAUUGGUGCUGCGGGAAGCACACGAGUAUCAAAUGAAUUAGGUGCAGGGAACUCUCGAGCAGCGCAUAUCGCAGUUUAUGCCGCAAUGUCUCUCGCAGUGAUUGAGACGCUCGUUGUGAGUACAUCCCUCUUCUUCGGCAGGCACAUCUUUGGCUAUGUUUUCAGCAACGAGAAGGCAACAGUCGAUUAUGUCGCAACUUUGGCUCCUCUUGUCUCUAUUUCUCUCAUAUUGGAUGGCUUGCAAGGGGUUCUCUCAGGUAUUGCGAGGGGAUGUGGAUGGCAACAUAUAGGGGCAUAUAUCAAUCUAGGAGCUUUCUAUCUCUUGGGAAUUCCCCUUGCUGCAGUUUUAGCCUUCUGGUUACAUCUGAAAGGCGUUGGCCUUUGGGUUGGAAUACAGAGCGGUGCGCUUCUGCAAACGGUUCUGCUCGCCGUCGUCACUGGCUGCACCAGUUGGGAAGAUCAGGUCCGUGAGGCAAGGAAGAGAAUGUCUCUGGGGAACCCACAGGCCGAGGAAGAACAGCUACUGAGCCGAAACUGAGUUUCUUGUUUCAGGCGGUUCAUUCCAAUGUCUUGCCCGUUAUUUAUAGCAUGUUGUCACACUCCGUUGCCUCCUUUUUGUAGCCGUGAACGUUUUUUGCUAAUAAAUGAAGAUUGAUGUCAAUC